AUGUGGAAGGAAGUUGACGAUGAAAAAGAGUGUCUCUUUGCCCUGAUGUUGCAAGUACAGGAGAAGUUGUCAAAGAAGAGGAAUGGGGGACGUCAAGUCCAACCCAUUGCGGAAAGUGAUCUGAGGCAAUGUAGCUGGGAGCAGGUUCUGAACGAAGUCAACACAACUGCGGAGCGGUGGAAAGGCAGCCCAGAUAAAGAGAGCAAGACAAUGGUUUUCAUCGACAAGAUAGGCAAGUACAGUGGAGCUCUCGAAACCUGGCUUGGGUUGUUGCCGAUGGGCGACUAUGGAUCCAGUAUUUGCGGCGUCUUUAAGCUGGCCAUUGGGGCAAGUGAAAAGGCUGCCACCCAGUACAGCAGCACCGGAGAAGCCAUCUUCCAGUUCCUGUCUGAUAUACCAGACAUUAUGGAGAAUGCAAGGCAAACCUUUGCUCUAUAUAAAGAGAUGGGAGGUCAUUCACUCGAUCGGCGAAGCUUUGAACUCUUCAGAGCAGUUCUAUCAGCGCUUAACCAUAUCAUGCAGUUUUUCGCAGACAGCAAAAUGGAUAAGUUCUUCCAGGUCACCAUAAAGCAAAGCGCAUACAAAAGCGAUUUGCAAAUCAGCGUUGACAACGUCAGAAAGCAAGCCCACGCAUUCAAAGAAGAGGCUCACAUUUGCCAUGCAAGAGAAACUCACGAAAAUUCGCAUCUUUUGGCAAGAAUCAAGGCGGACAAUGAAAAUUUUCAAAAGCGUCUCCUUCAAAUGCUGGAGUCCAGCCCUCUGUUCCGAUCAAACCGCUCAGAACGUCUAGCACCAGAGCAUCGAUCUUCCACACCAAGGAUCGCAGCCUACGACAUGGCAAAUGUGGACUAUACAGUGCCGGGCGACGGCGCCGAGUCUAGCCUACUGUUGCCUCAUGUUAUGUCGCAGGAGGUUCGCAACCACCUCGAAAGAAGGAUGGCCGAUGACAAAGCGGAAUCAGAUGCGAAGAGGUCAAAACUCUAUCAGAUUCUUGGUUAUGACGAGAAUGGCGUUCAGCAGGACAUCGCUUCUUGUCUCCGACAUGGCUAUCGUUUGGAAGAGAAGGGGAAGUCCAAGGCUGCCGUUCUUUUUCAACAUCGCGACUUCAGGUCAUUUGUGAGACAGUCCAAAGCCUCGACAUGUCUGUUAGUAAACGGCAGAGAUGAAAUUGCCGCUUCCGAUGGUAUAUCUCCGCUUAGCUUGGCGAUGGCUGAGCUCAUGCGCAUAUCUCAGGCUGCGGAGACAGAGAUGGGACAAUCCUUCGUUAUUGCCUUCUUCUGCGGCGAACACCGGCCUAGAUACUCGCCAGACACUGAUGUAGCGUGGCAUUCGUCAGCAAUUGGCCUCAUUGCGAGUCUGAUCGGUCAACUACUCCAUCAGAUGACAGACAAAGGAGCCAGAAUUGACCUCUCCUUCUUGACAUAUUCCAAAUGGAGGAAACUGACGAGGCUUGAACCGAAGAUUCUUUGCGUAUUAUUCAAAAGGUUGGUGAAGCAAAUGCCACCGGGCACUGUAGUAUUGUGUAUUGUCGACGAGGCAGCGAUAUACGAAAUAGGAGGACUCCAACCCCAUUUCGUUUUCAUCAUGGACAAGUUGUUACAGCUGGUGAGGAGCUUUGCAGAUGGACCGCAAAUUUUCAAACUGCUCGUCACUUGCCAAGAUCGAGCCGUGGCUGUAUCUCAACUUUUCGGAGAUCACAUCCUGGAUUUGCCGGAGACAGUUGAUGAGAACGACUCUGCGCAGUACGUGAUAUCUAGAAUAGGGCUAGAAUAG
Messenger RNA from Colletotrichum navitas, 1773 nucleotides. RefSeq lists its product as uncharacterized. The transcript is spliced from 5 exons. The record is from RefSeq and is a predicted model, not a curated record. The coding region runs from base 1 to 1773 and encodes 590 amino acids. Lineage: Eukaryota; Fungi; Ascomycota; Sordariomycetes; Glomerellales; Glomerellaceae.